ACUCGCCGAGCGCGAGCAUCCGGGUACCUAUCAUGAUUUGAAGCAUGUCUCAGUCUGGACUUGAACAGUACCUUGAUCGUCUAAGGAAAGCGAGAUCGGACAACGAAAUAUUUGCGUGCCUACUCGUCAUUACUCGCCUCGUUCAAGCAAAUCAAGUCGACGGAGAAACAAGACGAAGGAUAUUUGAUGCUGUUGGAUUCGACUUUUUGAACAGACUUAUAGCUACGAGUGUAGUGCCAGAGGGAUGUUCUGAACAUAUUUUUUCAUCACUGGCUCUCACGUUAUUGGCGUGUUUUGCUACUGACAAGGAGCUGGCUGCCGAUCCUCAAAUGUUAACGAAAAUACCAUUUUUCUGUGAAGUUAUUGGCUCUGGUGUGGGUUCAAGUAAAGGUGAAGUGCUUUCAAUGGCUGCUGAUGCUCUGCACUGUUUGACAGCCAUAUCGCUUAUACCUGUUGUGAGACAGCAGCUGAUUAACAGAGCCACUGCUGCUGUUCUAGUUCAACAAGCAGUCAUUGGGUGUGAUGCAGCAAGUGAUAUUAUUCUUCGAUUGGCUUGUAGUGAGAGGAAAAUGUUAUACUCUGGCUGUUCUGACCAAGUGGCUUGGUUUGUGCAACAUUUGUCAAGACUAUUUAAAACAGACCAGGGUUUGACAAAGUUUGCAGUGUGCAAGAAAUUGAUUGUUCUUAUCUCACCAGAGAUUCAGACUAGUUGGCAAGAGCUAGGAAACUGGCAAAAGGACAUAUGGUUGGGUCUUAAUGAUAUUCUUUGCAGUAAAAUCACCCCUCAGUAUUGCCAGGAUGCUUUAGGAUUGGCUAGAAAUGUUGUUGAAGUUGUGGGCAUGAAAUGGGUUCUUGCCGGAGUACAAGAUAGUUCAAGUGUGCACAGUGACUUUAUUUUGCUUCUGUUGCAUCGAAUAGUAGUAGAAACAAAGAUGUGUCUUGACAGGGAGACAGUAAAAGAGGUACUCGAAAGUGAAGUCCUUGUGUCGAAUUGCUUUUACCUUUUAGAACACUAUAUUCAUCUUCUUGUUACUGAAGGGGAAGAUUCUUUGCUUUCUCAGUUAGUAUCUCGGCUUCAUAGAACAAUAGAAGAUGCUAUUAAAGACGUCAUUAGUUUUCUGACAACUGUAGCCAUGUCUGAAACAUCUGAGAAGGCAUUGUUUUUACAGCACGGUGUUGUUCAUGCAUCCGUUCGAGUUCUUUGUGUCUGGAUGGCAGAGGAAACAGCUUCAUUAAAGGACAUUGCAAAUCUUGUGCCUUUCUUGGUUGGCUUGGGGCAACAGUCACUAAUAACAUUAAUGAAAGAAAGUCAGGCUUCAUCAGAGGACGUUUUUGCUGGGAAUGAUGUCACUCGAUUCUUGCUUCCUGCUGUAUGCCAUUUGUCAUCUGAGGAUGACACUCGUCAUACACUGAUUGCUUCUGGGUGUCACUUACUACUGAUUGACUAUUUUGUUUGGAAAAUUGAUUUAUUCAAGCAUCAGUUGUCAUUGGAAACUGACAGUUUAGAUAUACAAGAUACACAAGCAGCAGUUGUGACAUGCUGUAGUGCAUUGUUAAACUUCUGUGUAAUGGAGCCUCAUCUCAUUGCUUCGGAUUCCAACUUUCACAGACUGAUUCAGUCUGUAUUCUCGUUUGUUUGUACAUCAGAGAUGGAUCAACAUGUUGUGUUACAUCUUAAUUGCAUUUGUCUUGGCUUGAUGAUUCUACAAUCUGGAUCUGUAACCAACUCAAAUUUACAGGAAUUUUUUAAGAAGACGUCUCAUGAUUUGGGCAUAGUGUACAAGUUUAGUGAGGACUGUACGACUUGUCGUGUUUCUGAACAUUACCAGAAAUAUUGGACUGACAUCAGAUGUCUUUGGUCUUUAGCUAUGCAGGCCUUGAGUUCGUGCAUUAGAACGUAUUCAGUGGCUCGACAAGUUAUUCUUGACUGGGAAUGGCCUUCUCUUGCUGCGCGUUGGAUUAAAAAAUUGUCUCGAGCGCAAGAGAAGCCUGAUACUUUAUCUGAAUCUAGUACAGAAAAACAAGAAGCAGAAGUGUCUUUUAAGCAGUUGAUUGUUGCUUUGUCAACAUCAGCCUAGUGUAGAAAUGUUUUCUUAACAUGUGAAGAUGGAAUCUGGCAAAAUUUGUUGAUGAAUUCUUUGGAUUGUGGUAUUUCGGUAGUAUGUUGUGGCAGCAGCGUUGCCAGCCUUUCAUUAUUGGGGCUAGACUGUCAGUUGACACAUCAAACUCAAUUAAUUA
This is a messenger RNA of Corticium candelabrum, 2238 nucleotides long. Its product is annotated as neurochondrin-like. The record is from RefSeq and is a predicted model, not a curated record. Gene Ontology annotation, cellular component: dendrite. The transcript is spliced from 20 exons. Lineage: Eukaryota; Metazoa; Porifera; Homoscleromorpha; Homosclerophorida; Plakinidae. The coding region runs from base 45 to 2078 and encodes 677 amino acids. Gene Ontology annotation, biological process: regulation of neuronal synaptic plasticity; neuron projection development.